UUUUCGAAAGCUGCGUUUCCCGGGAGAUCCCAGGCGGUGACAGAGCAGGGCCAUGGCUAGAGGCAGGAAGAUGUCCAAGCCCCGCGCGGUGGAGGCGGCGGCGGCGGCGGCGGCGGUGGCAGCGACGGCCCCGGGCCCGGAGAUGGUGGAGCGGAGGGGCCCGGGGAGGCCCCGCACCAACGGGGAGAACGUGUUUACCGGGCAAUCAAAGAUCUAUACCUACAUGAGCCCGAACAAAUGCUCUGGAAUGCGUUCCCCCCUUCAGGAAGAGAACUCAGUUGCACAUCACGAGGUCAAAUGCCAGGGGAAGCCAUUAUCCGGCAUCUACAGGAAACGCGACGAGAAAAGAAACUCUGGGAACGCCAUGCGAAGCACCAUGAAGGCCGAUGAACACAAGAUCAAAGACGCCAGGAGGGGUCCCCUGGCACCUUUUCCAAACCAAAAAUCUGAAGCUGCAGAACCUCCCAAAACCCCAACCUCGUCUUGUGAUUCUCCCAAUGCAGCCGCCGCCAAGCAAGCCCUGAAAAAGCCUGUCAGGGGCAAACAGACACCCAGGAAAAAAGCUCAAGGAAAAACGCAACAGAAUCGCAAACUCACAGAUUUCUAUCCAGUGCGAAGGAGCUCCAGGAAGAGCAAAGCUGAGCUGCAGUCUGAAGAAAGGAAAAGAAUAGAUGAGCUGAUUGAAAGCGGGAAGGAAGAAGGAAUGAAGAUUGACCUCAUCGAUGGCAAAGGCAGGGGCGUGAUUGCCACCAAGCAGUUCUCCCGGGGCGAGUUUGUGGUGGAAUACCACGGGGACCUCAUUGAGAUCACCGACGCCAAGAAGCGGGAGGCUCUUUACGCACAAGACCCCUCCACGGGCUGCUACAUGUACUAUUUUCAGUAUCUGAGCAAAACCUACUGCGUGGAUGCGACUAGAGAGACAAACCGCCUGGGGAGGCUGAUCAAUCACAGUAAAUGCGGGAACUGCCAGACCAAGCUGCACGACAUCGGCGGCGUGCCUCACCUCAUCCUCAUUGCCUCCCGCGACAUCGAGGCCGGGGAGGAGCUCCUGUACGACUAUGGGGACCGCAGCAGGGCUUCCAUCGAAGCCUACCCCUGGCUGAAGCAUUAGCCCAGCGGCCCCGUUCCCCUCCCCGCCUCCCUUCUUCAAUGGACAAAGUGCCCUCAAAGGGAAUUGAUUUUUUUUUUUUUACACACUUAAUCUUAGCAAAUUACUUCAGAUGUUUUUAAAAAGUAUAUUAAGAUGCCUUUUCACUGUAGUAUUUAAAUAUCUGUUACAGGUUUCCAAGGUGGACUUGAACAGAUGGCCUUAUAUUACCAAAACUUUUAUAUUCUAGUUGUUUUUGUACCUUUUUUGCAUACAAGUCAAGCGUUUGUGCUUCCCGUGCAGUCAAAGACUCGGCACAGGUUUUAGAGGAAAGAGUCGAACAUGAACUAGGAAGCCGGGCAAUGCUCCUGCCUCCAACCCAAGAGCCAGGACUGUCCCCCACCCCCGCGCACCCCCGACAUCCCAGUGCAGGCGGGCGUGAGGAAGACGCCGCCUCGCCAUGGCCUGGCUGGGAUGUUCCCAAGCUCUUGUUUCCUGACAUCUCGACAGGCGCACAUUGAAGUGUAUGAAUAUUUUUUAAAAAAAGGUUUCACAGUAAGAUAGUCUUCCCCUCUGCUUUCUCGAAAGCUCACUGACCCGGCGGCUCACGGGCCGGGCCUAGAACACUCUUCCACGGGCUGCCGCUUUUCUGGGCACCUCGCAGCAUCAGGGCGGGGAAUCAAAGCAGAUGUGGGCAGGGAAAAGCAUCGCUUACCUGGCCCUGCCGGGACAGGGUUUCCCGAAACUGGGUUAAUUUCUUUAUAGAAAUGUGAACACUGAGUUUUAUUUUAAAAAGUAAUAAAAAUCAAAAAGCAAAAAGACAAAAAAAAAAAAAACCACAGAAGACAACUUAACGUGUAUAUAGGUCUUGAAGUGAGUGAAGUGGCUGCGUUUUUGUUUGGGGUUUUUUUUUUAAGUUUUUUUUUCUUUUUUCCUUGGUUUUGUUUCUGUAGAAGAGAUUUGAGAUGGUACACUAUUCUAAUCAAAAAUAAAGUUUUGUAGUGGGACCAGAAAUUACUUACCCAAUCCCCCCCCCAACCUCAACCCUGAUUAUGCUGGGUUGAAAGUUCCAGACCUGCUGUCAAGGCUUUUGUUUGUCAGACCACCUGGUGUCCUUCCUGUGAAAAUGCAGCCUUGAACUGAAGGGUGAGCUACAUGCCCUGAAAUGCAGGGCCCCCCACCCCAGCUGCUGGGGUGCAGGGGAGCGGGCAGGCCAGCGGCCCAGGGAUCAUGGCUGAGGGUAAAGUUUUCACCUUGACUGUGACAGGAAGAGCAGGUAGCUUCCUCCCCAAGGGGGACCGAUUCCCGCUUUCUGUUAACCUGUAGUUUAGGGGCCGGGGCUCUGGAGCCGUGACCUGGGGUCUCCCGGCCCCCCUGCUCCCAGGUAAAUGUGAAUGGAGACAGGUAUGAGAGCCUGUCCUCAACUUUGAUGCCCUCAACCCCGGCCUCACGACGGUGCUACCUAAGAAAGUCUUCCCCCAACCCGCACUUGCCUGGUCAGCGGUCAGCGAAUUGGAGGAGGAUCCGAUGGGAGUGUGUAAAUGUGAGAUAAAAAUGUCUUGGUUGUACCUGUUUGUGGUUUAGCUUUGUAUUUAAAAGAAAAAAAAAAAGGAAAUAAACUUGAAAAUUAUUUGUCAUCAUAAAAAUGAAACAAAAAUUAAAAUAUUUAUUGCCAGGUGAGG
Messenger RNA from Camelus dromedarius (Arabian camel), 2769 nucleotides. It is a transcript of the gene KMT5A, whose product is annotated as lysine methyltransferase 5A. The coding region runs from base 53 to 1111 and encodes 352 amino acids. The record is from RefSeq and is a predicted model, not a curated record. The transcript is spliced from 8 exons. NCBI's taxonomy places the organism in Eukaryota, Metazoa, Chordata, Mammalia, Artiodactyla, Camelidae. Gene Ontology annotation, cellular component: nucleus; polytene chromosome. Gene Ontology annotation, biological process: regulation of transcription by RNA polymerase II; regulation of DNA damage response, signal transduction by p53 class mediator. Gene Ontology annotation, molecular function: transcription regulator activity; protein binding; histone H4K20 methyltransferase activity.